Messenger RNA from Struthio camelus australis, 1019 nucleotides. The record is from RefSeq and is a predicted model, not a curated record. NCBI's taxonomy places the organism in Eukaryota, Metazoa, Chordata, Aves, Struthioniformes, Struthionidae.
CGUGCCGGGAAGCACAGGGAGGUGCCAGCCCCGCUCCUGGCACCUCGCUCGCCCAGCGCCGACCGCGCGCGCAACCGGACACGCCGCUCCAUCCCUCUUCGCAGCACGACCUGCUGGGCUGCGUGCCCCAUCCUGAGCGAGCGCCGCCCUUGGCCGAGGCUUCCUCGCCAUCCCUGCCGUGGGACAUGGCUGCCCGCAGAGUAGCGAUCAUCGGGGCCGGCGCCUCUGGCCUGUGUGCCGUGAAAAGCUGCCUGGACGAGGGGCUGGCACCCACCUGCUUCGAGAGGAGCGGGGAUAUCGGUGGGCUCUGGCGAUUCGAGGAGCACCCCGAUGAGGGCCGCGCCAGCAUCUACAAGUCCGUCAUCAUCAACACCUCCAAGGAGAUGAUGUGCUUCAGCGACUUCCCCAUCCCCGACGACUUCCCCAACUACAUGCACAACUCCAAGAUCAUGGAGUACUUCCGCAUGUACGCCCAGCACUUCGACCUGCUCCGAUACAUCCGCUUCAGGACCAGCGUGUGCCGCGUGGCAAAGCGCCCCGACUUUGCCGUCACCGGCCAGUGGGACGUGGUCACCGAGAGCGGUGGGGAGCAGGAGUCGGCCGUCUUCGACGCUGUGCUGGUGUGCACCGGGCACCACACCAACGCGCACCUCCCGCUGCACACCUUCCCAGGGCUAGAAAAGUUCAAGGGCUGGUACCUGCACAGCCGGGAGUACAAGACCCCGCAGGCCUUCUCAGAGAAGUGUGUCAUCGUGGUCGGCACCGGGAAUUCAGGCAUCGACAUUGCUGUGGAGCUGGGCCACACAGCAAAGCAGGUCUUCCUCAGCACCAGGCGCGGGGCCUGGGUGCUGCACCGCCUCGCCGAAAGCGGCUACCCCUUCGACUUCUCCUACCUCACCCGCUUCAUCCAGCUCCUCCAGAGCCUCGUUCCCCUCUCUGUUGGGAGCUUCAUCCUGGAGAGGAAGAUAAAUGCCCGGUUCGACCACGCGCUCUACGGCCUGCAGCCCCAGCACCGGUAA